This is a messenger RNA of Penicillium longicatenatum, 3231 nucleotides long. It is a transcript of the gene niiA, whose product is annotated as nitrite reductase niiA. Gene Ontology annotation, molecular function: heme binding; nitrite reductase [NAD(P)H] activity; 2 iron, 2 sulfur cluster binding. The record is from RefSeq and is a predicted model, not a curated record. The annotation marks the transcript as partial. Gene Ontology annotation, biological process: nitrate assimilation. The transcript has 9 exons. Lineage: Eukaryota; Fungi; Ascomycota; Eurotiomycetes; Eurotiales; Aspergillaceae.
AGCAUGCCGGUGCUGGAUGGGCUUCGACACGGCGAGCCGGUGGACGGCAGCCAUAGUUUCAAAGAACGUCCAAGACAGAAGAUAGUAAUUGUUGGCCUAGGAAUGGUGGCUAUUUCUCUAAUUGAAAAACUGAUCAAACAAGAUACGGAGCGACGAUACGAUAUCCUAGUAAUUGGAGAAGAGGCACAUGUUGCCUACAAUCGUGUUGGCCUAUCUUCAUUUUUCGAGCACCGCAAGAUCGAAGAUCUCUACUUGAAUCCGACGGAAUGGUACGACUCAAUCAAAGAGCGUGCCUUCGACCACCACCUCAACACCACAGUGACAUCAAUAAACCCCACCAACAAGACAGUCCAAACCUCAACCGGCGAUACAGUCACCUACGACAUCCUCGUACUAGCCACCGGCUCCGAUGCAGUCCUCCCCACCCACACCCCAGGCCACGAUGCCAAAGGCGUCUUCGUCUACCGCACGAUCUCCGAUCUGGAGCGGCUGAUUGACUUCGCAUCUCAACAUAAAGGCGAAACAGCCGUGACCGUCGGAGGUGGUCUAUUGGGUCUCGAAGCUGCCAAGGCGAUGACUGAUCUGGAAGACUUUGGAAAUGUAAUGCUGAUUGACCGCAACAAAUGGGUGCUGGCGCGCCAGUUGGAUGGUGAUGCGGGAAGCUUGGUUUCCCGCAAGAUUCAGGAGUUGGGACUUGAUGUGUUGCAUCAGAAGCGAGUGGCGGUUGUUAACACCGAUUCCGAAAACAAUGUUACUGGCAUCACGUUUGAGGACGGUGAACAUAUUGAUUGCUGCUGUAUUUGUUUUGCGAUCGGUGUCAGGCCCAGAGAUGAAUUAGGAGCUUCAGCUGGUAUUCUGUCCGCCUCGCGAGGAGGUUUUGUAAUCAAUGAGAGCCUUGAGACUUCCGUCCCGGGUAUUUAUGCCGUGGGAGAAUGCGCUAGCUGGGAAAAUCAAACCUUUGGAAUCAUCGCGCCCGGUAUUGAAAUGGCCGACGUGCUAGCUUACAACCUCACAAACGUGGACAAAGAGCCCAAGAGCUUCACUCGACCAGAUCUGAGUACAAAACUGAAGCUGCUCGGGGUGGACGUCGCCUCAUUCGGAGAUUUCUUCGCUGACAGAGAUGGGCCAAAGUUCCUCCCGGGUGAUCGACCUCUUAUUGGUAGCACGAUUGAAGAUGGGCCCGUGAAGGCGCUGACCUACAAAGAUCCAUUUGGUGGCGUCUACAAGAAGUAUCUCUUUACCAUGGAUGGUAAAUAUUUGCUUGGUGGUAUGAUGAUCGGAGACACUCGAGAUUACUUGAAGUUGAACCAGAUGGUCAAGGCACAGAAAGAGCUUGAAGUUGCUCCCAGUCAGUUUAUUCUCGGGGCUCAAGCUGAUGGUGAAGAAGACGCAGAUGAUCUCGAUGACAGUACCCAGAUUUGCGCCUGUCACAAUGUGACCAAGGGUGAUGUGGUUGAAAAUAUCAAAAGUGGAACUUGUACGACGAUUGGCGAAGUCAAGUCCUGUACGAAAGCAGGUACAGGAUGUGGUGGAUGCAUGCCGCUGGUCCAAUCAAUCUUCAACAAGACCAUGCUUGAAAUGGGUCAGGAAGUUUCCAACCACCUCUGCUCGCACAUCCCCUACUCUCGAGCCGAUCUUUACAACGUUAUUGCAGUGAAACAACUCAAGACGUUCGUCGAGGUGAUGCAAACAGCAGGAAACAAGCCAGAUUCCCUCGGCUGUGAGACAUGCAAGCCUGCCAUUGGAUCUAUUCUGUCGAGCUUAUUCAAUCCACACGUGAUGGAUAAAGGAUACAACGAAUUGCAAGACACUAACGACAAAUUCCUGGCCAACAUCCAGAGAAAUGGAACAUUUUCCGUUGUGCCUCGAGUGCCCGGUGGAGAGAUCACAGCUGACAAGCUUAUUGCUAUCGGUACAGUAGCUAAAAAAUAUGGGCUCUAUUGCAAGAUUACGGGUGCGCAACGAAUUGACAUGUUCGGUGCUAAGAAGCAGGAUCUACUGCCUAUUUGGUCCGAGCUUGUUGAUGCUGGUAUGGAGAGUGGUCAUGCCUACGCAAAGGCGCUACGUGCUAUCAAGAGUUGCGUGGGCUCCACAUGGUGUCGUUUUGGUAUCGGAGACAGUGUCGGUAUGGCGAUCCGGUUGGAAGAGCGUUACAAGAGUGUUCGAGCACCACACAAAUUCAAGGCAGCCGUAUCCGGCUGCGUACGUGAAUGUGCCGAAGCGCAGAACAAGGAUUUCGGUCUCAUCGCUACGGACAAAGGUUUCAACCUCUUUGUCGGGGGUAAUGGAGGCGCAAACCCCCGUCACUCUGAGCUGCUAGUCAAAGAUGUUCCACCCGAGAUGGUCAUGCCAAUUGUAGACCGGUAUCUGAUUUUCUAUAUCCGCACCGCCGACAAGCUACAAAGAACAGCCCGGUGGAUCGAGAACCUACCCGGUGGCAUCGACUACCUACGAGAGGUGAUCAUCGACGACAAGCUCGGUAUCUGCGCCGAUAUGGAGAGGCAAAUGCAGGAAUUAGUCGACAGCUAUUUCUGUGAAUGGACAGAGACAGUCCGAGACCCGAAGCGGCGGAAGACUUUCCAGCAGUUCGCGAACACGGACGAGACCGUGGAUACAGUGGAAGUCAUUCAAGAACGUUCACAGCAGCGUCCAACAUACUGGCCUAAAGACUCUGUCACGGAGGACUUCAAGGGUCAUCAAUGGUCAAGUCUCUCGUGGCAGCCCGUUGUCAAGGCAGAUCACUUUUCCGAUGAGCCGCCGCAGGUCUCAUCGGCGAAUGUGAAACGCGGGGAUACCCAGCUUGCUGUUUUCAAGAUCAAGGGAAAGUUCUACGCGACACAGCAGAUGUGUCCGCAUAAACGGGCGUUUGUGUUGUCUGAUGGCUUGAUUGGCGAUGAUGAUGCGGGGAAGUAUUGGGUUUCGUGCCCGUAUCACAAGCGUAAUUUCGACCUCAAUGGUGAACAGGCAGGUCGUUGUUCGAGUGAUGAAAGUAUGAACAUUGCCACAUUCCCGGUGGAAGAGAGAGAUGAUGGCUGGAUCUAUAUCAAGCUACCUCCUAUUGAGGAGUUGGAUUCGGUUCUUGGGACGGAGAAAUGGAAGGUGAGGAAGGGAGAAGCUCCCGAUCCCUUCCAUAAAAUUGAUAAGAAAUACAAGGGAAUGAGAGGGAAGAAGGUGGCUGAUGGCGACGUAACUCGGCCAACCGUUAAGUCAGCUCAGGGGAUUGACUGGUAG